AGUAUUUUCUCUAGUUAUUACCUCAAGAGGAUCUUGGAAGACGUUGGUAUCACCGACAACAAGACUGUCAAUCAAAUCAACCUGUCAAACACCUGCUGGGGCUUCAUUAACAGUACUUGCUUGGCCUUCCUCGUGUACAACUGGACGAUUGCUGCGGCCCGAUACACCAUUGCCCAUGACAAGCGCGCAUCGCAUGCAGUUUUGGCCUUUAUCUACCUCUACUCACCGGCGUAUAACAUGGCGCUAACAUCGGAGACAGCCUACUUGGUGGAACUCUUCCCCUUCGCCGUUCGUUCUCGCGGUAUUACUAUUUUCCAGUUAUGGGGUCGCCUUGCUGGCUUCUUUAACCAAUACGUCAAUCCUAUUGGAAUUGCCAACGUCGGAUGGAACUGCUGGCUCGGCUUUGAGACCUCCGGUCGUACUCUUGAAGAAUUGGCAUUCAGUGCGUACAGUUCCUUACGAGGUCAUACAUAUCUGACAUUCUUGAAUUCGACAGUCUUCGAAGGCAAGGAAAUUAAGAAGCGACAAGUCAAGGAAACCGAGCAGGAAUUGGAUCAUCGCCACCUUGGCGCACCAAUGAAGUUCGAACCUGCUGCUGGAGGAGAGACUAAGCCAGAGGGUGAACAC
Molecule: messenger RNA, 627 nt
Organism: Acaulospora colombiana
Lineage: Eukaryota; Fungi; Glomeromycota; Glomeromycetes; Diversisporales; Acaulosporaceae
Source: the annotation of a GenBank genome assembly